Molecule: messenger RNA, 1956 nt
Organism: Parathielavia appendiculata
Lineage: Eukaryota; Fungi; Ascomycota; Sordariomycetes; Sordariales; Chaetomiaceae
Exons: 1
Coding region: 1-1956 (651 amino acids)
Source: RefSeq, a predicted model, not a curated record
AUGAGGGAGAGACCCAGCACAUCUUCAGGGCCCAGUUUCAGUAAAUCAGCUGGCUCGAGGUUCAACUUCGACAAAAGGUUAUCUAAGGACGACAUGGCCCUGGCUGGUCAGAUGGGUGCGGGCAAGGCAAAGGGUCUACAGCCGAACUCUAACGGGACCAAAGUUCCCUGGGUGCGUAGCGCGGAGCCCAGUCCGCAAAGGUCGCGGAUGGCUUCUCCUUCGCCCAUCAUAACGCCGGCCGCCAUUCUUCCGACACCUCAGUCUUCGGUGUCCGGGAAGAUUCAGAUUGGGAUGGCGUUGGGGAGCCCAACCCAGGAUUCGACUCAGAAUGCCGGGAGCCCUUAUGUUGACAGACCCCUGGCCGGCUGGCAACCGCGAUCGCAGCCAUCAAUCCACACCAGCACUGUGCCUUCGCCCCUACAGACGCCAGAGCCUUUAGUGCGAAGGACAAAGACGCAAAAGAGGAGGCUGUUUGGCUCACUGUUCGGAGGCAGAAAGAACACAGAACCACCCAAGCCAGUGGAAGCUUCCGAGCUCAGUCGCAGCAAUUCGUCUAUACCUAAGGAGAACCCCGCUCUCGCCAGGAGUAGCACUGUCGCCAGCAGGAAGACGCCGAAGCACACGCCCAUCAUCAUCAAGCCGACGAUAGAGCUAUCGGGCCCAGUUGCCCAGGACUCAAGUUGGCAGGGCCCCUCAGAAUCCGUUCCUUCUGUCUCCAAUAGUGGUGUCGGGUUCCUCAACGUCGACAUUCCAGAUAUCAGGCUAGAGCGGUACAGCGUCAUGUUCAGCGGCGUGCUGAAUCCAAACGGAACCAAAUCGUCCCUGUUGGAACGACGGCAGGCUACCUUGAAGAAACUCAAAACCCUCAGCGACAAAAUAGAAACCGAAGAGGUAAAAGAGAAGACGAGACCGCGCAGGGCGACAUCGCCACAACCCACCAAGUCGCCUGCCUUCUCACUCUUCCCGCAAACGCCUACCAGGCAGUCGGGGAUGGUCGGUUCCUCAGGGGCGGUGAUGGCCUUAACGACGUCGUUGGCACCCGCCCGUGGUCUCACCAGGUCAAACACGUCGCCCGCUUACCUUCCGUCGCCAUCCAGGGCCAGCCUCGAGCCGCCGCCUCAUGGUUCGCCGGACCAGGCAAAGAAGGACAGGAAGACGGUCACCAUCGUCUCGCCGCGGACCAUGGAUGAGUUCCACCGGACGGCCCAGGUCGAGAAACUCCGCGAGCUGCAGCGGUCUCACAUACAAACAGGGGGAAGCUUCCACUUCCACCCCAACGAAUCCAGCCUCAUCCUCGACUCCCCAGUGAGCGACUCGUCUCCGUCCUCUUCCGAAGACGAAGACGAAGACGAAGUGGACUACACAACCCACCGUCUGCGCCAGCUACCCGCUUCCCUAAGACCAUCGCUCCCCGAACCGCAAUGGGAAAUAAUCACCCCUCCGUCUUCCACAUCAGCCAGCACCAACCCUGGUUCCAUUCAACCGACCCACGCCAACACCAGCAUCGCACCAACAGCCAGCUCGACGAGCACAACAACAACACUGUUUCGUACCAAACGCUCCCCAUCGGCCUCCACCGCCACCUCGGCAUCCUUGUCUACUUCAUCCUCCUCCACCCUCUCGUCGCGCCCAUCCCUCGACAUCGGCUCGUCCACCCGCAUCUCGGUCGACGAGCAAGACGCGGCGCUGAAGGCCGCCGUCGAGAUAUCGAUUGCGCGGCAAAUUAGCAUCUCGAGGCAGCAGAGGAAGAUGCUGAUGAGGCCUCAGUUUGGCCGCGCAUCCGGGAAUGGUCUGAGGGAAAGGAGUGCGACGGUAGGGAGUGGGACACCGCAGCAGCAGCAGCAGCAGCAGCAGGUUAUGGUUGGCGGGGUAGUCAAGGGGAGGGUGACGCCUGUUAUGACGAUGAUAGCCGGGGAUCGGAGGAGUGAGAGGGUUGUGCUGGAUGUUGCCGAGUGA